AUGCUGUCCAGACCUUCCCUCUCGGCGUUUCACCUCUCACACGGGAUUGAUCUUGGUGCUAUGGCGGCUGAAAAACGACGUGUUGGAUGUCCUGGCGACGAGUCUGUUGACAGUCUUCAAUUAGUUGACGUCCCAUUGACCACCGGCACUGGCCCAAUCCUUUGUGACGUAUCGACUCCUUUUCAUCGCCCUUAUGUACCCGCCUCGAUGCGUCGAGCUGUUUUUCAAAUUCUCCACGGACUCUCUCACCCUGGGAUUCGAGCCUCACAGAAGCUCCUCGCGGAAAGGUUCUUAUGGCCUGGGUUGGACAAGGAUGUGAAAGCUUGGACACGAUCGUGUCUUUGCUGUCAACGUAACAAGGUUCAACGCCACAAUCAGUCUCCAUCGGGCACGGUCCCCAGCCCCGAUGCACGGUUCAACCAUGUGCAUUUAGAUGUCGUAGGUCCUUUACCUCCAUCCAAUGGCUAUACUCACCUUCUCACCUGCGUUGAUCGCUAUACCCGUUGGCCGGAAGCCAUUCCUUUAACGAAUGUGCAAGCUAAAACCAUUGUGAAAGCCUUCGUCAGUCGUUGGGUCGCCAUAUUCGGUGCGCCAUCCAUGAUUACGACUGAUCGAGGCGCGCAGUUUGAGUCCACACUUUUCCAAACUCUCCUCAACUUCCUUGGCUGCACACGUAUUCGGAAGACGGCCUACCACCCAGCUGCCAACGGCAUGGUUGAGCGUUUCCACCGCCAGCUAGAAACUGCACUGUGUGCCGCAGAAGAUCCCGAAAACUGGUCAGACAAUGUACCCGUUGCACUUCUUGGCAUUCGUGCGGCACUGAAGUCAGACUUGGACUGCAGCGCAGCCGAAUUGGUUUGCGGCACUACCCUCCGACUCCCUGGUGAGAUGGUCACCCCAACUUCUCGUGGUGCCGAAGAGACCCCCGAAAAUUUUGUGCAUCAUCUGCGACAAUUCAUGCGCUCGCUUUCCCCGGUUCCACCUCGAGCUCCAUCGACCGAGCCUUAUGUUGAAAAAGGGUUAGCCAACUGCACCCAUGUGUUUGUUCGGUGUGAUCGUGUGCGGAAGCCGUUAGAAUCACCAUACGAAGGACCGUUCCGUGUGCUUGCACGUAACAGCAAGACCUUUCGGAUCCUGCGCGGUGACAAAGAGGACGUAGUCAGCAUCGAUCGGGUCAAGGCUGCUGUUGCAGAGGAGCCCCGGACGUUUCUCAAGGACAAGCAUGUGCUGACCUUAUACCUCCUCCCACUCCUUUUCCAUUUUCCCCACCUAUCCCUCCGUCCCGUAUACUUCCUCUUCCUUCUUGUUCGCAGCAUCAAACUGCAACCUCUUCCUCCACCCUUAACUUGUCCACUACAACACCUACUCAGCUGCCUCCAACAGUGCCUCCCGCACAUAUCACCCGCAGUGGACGUCACGUUCAUUUUCCCGAUCGUCUAG
This is a messenger RNA of Spirometra erinaceieuropaei, 1440 nucleotides long. The record is from the annotation of a GenBank genome assembly. Lineage: Eukaryota; Metazoa; Platyhelminthes; Cestoda; Diphyllobothriidea; Diphyllobothriidae.